Molecule: messenger RNA, 3331 nt
Organism: Cuculus canorus (common cuckoo)
Lineage: Eukaryota; Metazoa; Chordata; Aves; Cuculiformes; Cuculidae
Gene: SYT15
Product: synaptotagmin 15
Exons: 9
Coding region: 329-1588 (419 amino acids)
Biological process (GO): regulation of calcium ion-dependent exocytosis; calcium-ion regulated exocytosis; regulation of dopamine secretion
Molecular function (GO): calcium ion binding; phosphatidylserine binding; calcium-dependent phospholipid binding
Source: RefSeq, a predicted model, not a curated record
CCUCCCUCCCGCGGCUCCGGCGCUGCCCGGGAUGGAGAGGCGGCAGCUCUGCCCGCUGGGAGCCGCGGGCAGCACAAGCUCCGCGUCUGCCGAGUGCCCGUGUCCCGUAAGAGCCAGCGGGAGCCCCAGCAGCCUUGCCCGGUCAGUGCCUGCGCCCGGUGGGAGCCCGGAGGAGACCAAGCACCUGCACCCGGAUAAACCCGGUACCUGUUAAUGGAGGACAGUCUCCCAGCACAGGCCACUUGGAGAUGAAGUGGUCCAACAGGUCUCCUCCACCUCCAGCUGCCACCGUCCUGUAGCACUGCAGAAUACAAUACGUCGAUUUCUCAUGAUGACAGAACAAGCAGUUGCUGUUGUUGGAGGUAUAAUAGGAGGGACCCUUUUAUUUGUUCUCAUGGGCAUGACUGCGUACCUGCUCUGGAAGAAACUGUGCCGCCGCCUCUCUUACAAAAAGCUCACCAGUCCUGUCAAAACCACAAAUGCAAAUGCCAUUUUUCAGGAUCAGUCAACUUCUGAAAUUCAGCCCAAAGGCACAAGCAGAUCCAGAAGCAUUCCCUUUAUCAUUCCACCAACACUGCAUGGGCGAGACUGGAUUAACCUGACGAACGAGGAACACGUUCAGGAAGACAGUGACCCCUGUGCGAUUCCUCAGGCUGGACCACGGUCAUCGUUCCAUUCUUUGGCUGGAGCUUAUGUUUUAGGGAUCAUUAACCCAGAACUGUACAAGUUCCCUGAAGACAAGAGUGAGACGGACUUUCCUGAAGGCAACAUCGGCCGCCUCUGGUUCUCCUUAGAAUACGAACAAGAAUCUGAAAGGCUCCUUGUCUCCUUGAUCAAACUCAGGAAGCUGCAGCCUCCCGAUGAUUCCUGUAGUGUGUUUGUGAAAAUCUACUUGCUGCCUGAUGAAAGAAGCUAUUUGCAGUCCAAAACAAAACGCAAAACCCUUAACCCACAGUUCGACGAAAACUUUGUUUUUCAGGUUUCCAGUAAAGUGUUGCUCCAAAGGACUCUGAAGUUUUUGGUUUAUCAUGUCGAUAAACAGAAGAAGCAUCAUUUCCUCGGCCAAGUUACCUUCCCACUGAAAAAUGAAACAUUAACUGAUGACAACAAACUAGUCAUAUGGAGAGACCUGGAGAAAGAAAACUUGGAGCCUCCAUCAGAGUACGGCGAUAUCCAGUUCUCCCUCAGCUACAACGACUACCUGGGCCGUCUCACUGUAGUGGUUCUGAGGGCAAAGGGAUUAAAGCUCCAGGAGGAGAGCCAUGCUGUUGGUGUGUAUGUCAAAGUCUCACUGAUGAACCAUAAUAAAUUCAUCAAAAGUAAGAAGACAGCAUCUGUUCCAGGAUCUCUCAGUCCAGCGUAUAAUGAAACCUUCAGCUUCAAGGUAGAUCAGAUGGAGCUGGAUACAGCAAGCCUGAGUCUAUCUGUGCUCCAGAGUAUCAAAGGAGAAAAAACACAUCUGCUAGGACGUGUAGUGGUUGGGCCUUUCAUGUACGCCCGUGGCAAAGAGCUGGAACACUGGAAUGAAAUGAUCAGCAAGCCCAAGGAGUUGGUUAAACACUGGCACGCUCUCUGCCACAGCACGUAAACAGCAUGGACAAAAAAACAGCUUUAAAAUGGAAGAGCACUCACUAGCUUUCAUCAUCUAAUGGUAAAGAGUACACAGCGCUUGUCCAUUCUAUACUCUUAAAUAGACAAGAGUAAAAGAAGUGAAUUCUUUCCUUGCCCAAAUGCAAAGAGAGAACUUGGUCCCCAUUAAGUUGGAACCCUUCUCUUUCCUUUCUUUAAAAUACAGUUCCAAUUUAAUGAGUAUGCAGCAGAGUAAACAAAACAGGAAGACACGAUCUCCCAGCAUUAGGUAUUUUGACUAGUAAACUCCAAUGCUUGGUCAAGAGCUCUGGGCACAAGUGAUCAUCUAUCUCUGUGUGGACAGAACCGAAAAUGAACUAAGAUUUGUCAUGAUACCAGGUCUGUCCACUGCACAGCGUCACCACUGACAGAACGGCUUCACCAAAAUGGACAGAAGUCCGGCAAGCACGCCAAAACAGACAGAGCCCAGAGAUGUGAACUGAUUAUUAAAUAUACCAUGUAUUUAAAUUAGCGGCAUUAUAUAUAAAAUCCCUUUUGAAUAUGAAUGGUGGAAAGCAGAGUGAUUAUUGAUCAAAACCUAGCAGCCUCCAUUCCCAUUGGCACAGGGUCUUUCUGGCAGUAAUUCGUGUAGAUGUUUUCAGCUGACCCCAGUGUCCCCGGUAAGGGAGAAGCAUAAGAAGUCCUGAAGUCACAAAUGACUGGAGGCUUGCACGAGCACUCCAAGAAAGUAAUACAAAGGACUUGUCCUGGCCUCAUCUAUUGCUCCCUAAACGUGUCUCUGCUAGAGACAGCACAUUUAUUAAAGGAACCUUGGGUUUGACCUAGUAUGGACCAUUCUUACAUUGACAAUCCAAUUAGCUUAAGCACUCAGGACGUAUGUCUGUUUUAGUGGUAGAGUUUUCUUUGUUAAAGUAAAUUACUGUUCUGUAAAAUAAUUCAGAGCAAUUAUUUUUAAUCAAAAUAAAAUAAAUAGGACAUUCUUCUCGUCUUCAUUGUUCACUGGGGACCUGAGCUCUGUACACUUCACGCUGUACAGUCAUAAACCAGAGAGACAGACUAUUGCAGCAAAACAUUUUGUACAGUUACGUUCCAAGACGACCAUAUCCUCCGCAGCUGAAAUAAAGCCAACUUCCUUUCAAACAGGAUGCAAUAUUAAUUAAUUCAAUAUAUUAAAAAAAUGAGGCUUCGAUGGGGAGAUGAGAACUCUUUCUAUUGCGGUAAUAUUGGUAUUAUCUGAAGGCAACAUUAUGAAUGAGAAUAUAUGAGAGAAAUUGUAAGAUGGACUCCACUAUCUUAUCACCCAACUGAAAUGGUACACGGUACCCUCAGUCCCCCUUGAUAACUGCACCACUGGAUACAAGAUGAGCCUAGACUCAAUACAUUUAAUUGAAUUACCCAAAACAUUCAACCAUCAUUAUAUCUGUUAAAUGAGUAGUGCCAGCACCUCAAUGAGCAGUCUUCAAAUUUUACUCCUACAAAACCACUGAAAACCAAUCUAAUAGGCCACACGUUUGAUCUGGGCAGGAAAACUAUAUAUAAACUCUAUAAUAACUGUAUUACUAUGAUAAAACAAUUUUACCAAAUACCUGAUGUCCCUCUUUAUGAUUAAAAUCAUACCAAUAAACACUGAAGGUCUUAAAAGUAAAUCAUUAGGAAUGUUUCAGGGAGUAAGGAUUAUAUCACAAGCAUCUUCCUGCAUGAGCUAGUACAGUGUCUGUUAAAAUAAAUACUUUUGAAGUGA